Molecule: messenger RNA, 802 nt
Organism: Cuscuta europaea
Lineage: Eukaryota; Viridiplantae; Streptophyta; Magnoliopsida; Solanales; Convolvulaceae
Source: the annotation of a GenBank genome assembly
GGGCAUUUGGUAAUAGCCGAGAACUAUUUUCAGCUAGUUCCCCGGUUCAUGGGCUUGUGAUCCGGCUCUUAAGCUGGGCAACCAAUGUGGCCCAAAUGAAACGGAGUACAAACUUACAGAAAAGGGUGGUUUAGUAAACACAUAUCUGUUUGCAGGAUAACGUCGUCCGCCUAUAUAAAGUGCUUGGCAAAUUAGGGUUUCAGAGUCCCAGUACGAGAUCCCGUCGUCUUCUCUGUGUAGCUCCAGCGGGAAAAUGUCGAUCGGAGAAGUAGCCUGCACUUACGCCACUCUGAUCCUCCACGAAGAAGGCAUCCCCGUCACUGCGGAAAAAAUUGCUACCGUUGUAAAGGCUGCCGACGUUCAAGUGGAGUCGUACUGGCCCGGCCUCUUCGCCAAGCUCUGCGCGAAGAAGAACAUUGAUGAUCUCAUCAUGAACGUUGGCGGUGGUGGUGGUGGUGCGGUCUCCGUUUCUGUUGCUGCCCCCUCUGCUGCCAGCGCCGCUGCUGCUCCUGCCGCUGAAGAGAAGAAGGAGGUUGUCGAAGAAGAGAGUGAUGAGGAAUAUGGGAUGAACUUGUUUGAUGAUUAGAGUUUUAAAGUUUUUUUGUAAUGUUAAGAUUUUGGUUCUGCAGCCCUUUUUUGAUAAAUCUAUUUUGCUCGUGUCGUGGGGUGAACUUUUGAAUCCUAUCAUGGUUGAAUUAUAUGUUGAUGUUUCAGUGAUUCUACUAAUUUAAUGUUUAAAAUUGGUUGCUUUUAUUUGAUCUGGAAACGAGAAUCAUACAGAGCAUUGGUUGCUUAGUUCUUA